AUGUCGCAAGAGCCCGAGAAUGAGGUCCCUGCCGAUGAGCUGCUGGUCCAUGGCCGCGCAAAGAGAGCCACCGCCGGCAACCGCAUGCACUUCCUCAUGCAACAUCUCGAAGACGAAGACGUGCGAAACGACCUGCUGCAAGAAGACGAGACGGACCAGAUAGACUAUCAACUCUCCGACACCGAAGACGUCGCCUUUGGCUCCAGCGACGACGAAGACGACGACCAAGAAAGAGACGAAGACCAAGGCGAGAAAAGAGCUGCAAAGCAGGAGCGCCAGGAGGCUCGCAAGAAGAAGCGCAAGGCCAACGACUUUGCCAACAUGCCGCUUAACCCUCUGAUGAAACGCCAAAGACUUGCCCACACCAAUUCGCUGCUCGCGCCCCGUCCGCGCAAAAAGUCCGAACGCAUCUCCUGGCUACCCACCCUCGACGAUGCCCCGACACGCCAGUCGCGUCGUCGCCAGACCGUCGCAAACAAGGAACAGACAGAAGCCAAGCUGAAGGAGAGUCAAAAGCGCUCGGAAAAGGCUCACGAGCUGAUGAAGAUUGCUGCCGAGAAGAAGGCUGCCUCUGCCGUGCCAGCUCUCACCCAAGAAGACCGCAUGAAGAGGGCGCUGAAGGUAGAAAAGGAGAACAGCAGGACCCUCAAUCGCUGGGAGAAGGCCGAGGAGGAACGUCAACUUGCUCAACAGAUGAGACUUGAAGCCUUGCGAGACCGACAACUCGAAGGUCCUGUCUUCAGGUACUGGAGUGGUUCCGUCAUGUGGGAAGGGGAAAAGAUCAAGGUCAAGCGUGUGCACCAACCGAGGGUCGAAGCCGUGAAGGAAAUCACACUGCCUCAAGCUGCAGCGACUGAGACCGACAAGACAACAAAUCUGGAAGUUAAGCCCGCGCAGGAGUCAGAAACACAGCAGGACGAAGACACAACCAUGGUAGAUGCCACAGCUGAGUCAAUAUCUGCUGCAUCACCAGAUCAACAAGUAAAACAGCCUUCAAAUACGGAAAAGGAUGAAGGCAUAACACCAAAAGCUACAGUCGAAACAACCCAAACGACGAUACAAGAUGUGGUGGAAAACGCUGAAGCAAACACGCCAAAGUCUUCUGAUGAGACAACGAUUGAGCAGAAGCCUGUCGGGAAUAAGAUGUCUGAGCAUGAGCAAACCGAGCUAGACAAGACCCAACCAUCCACUGCUCCUGCUCCUGAACAAAAGUCACCAUCGUUCUUGGACGGCAUUCAUUACUGGGCUUCCCAAUCACCAGAGGCUACUGCGCAAAAGAACAAGACUCCAGCCUUACAAACCCCUACACCGGCAUCAGCUCCCGAAGGCCAACCCAUCGAGACAGCACCCGCCGAGACACAACCUAUACAACCAAAUGUGGCAGACGAGCCUCUUGCAACAGCGGUCGUCGAUCCGACUAAACCACCCACCACUCAAGAUUCCACUCUACAGCCUACAGACCCUACACAACAAUCUUCAACACCCUUCGACGUGUACCCUCAAGUUCAGCCCGANGACGGCUCCCCUGCACCUCCACCAUCCAUCCCCUUGAUGCGCGAACAAGCCCAACGCUCCCUCAUAAUCCUCGAAGCCUUUCCCUCCCUCGAAAUCGCACCACCCAUNUACCCCCUCCAACAAAAAGUCCACCACAACUACCUCCUUACUCUCCUCCAUCCUCCUACCCUCCUCUCAACCCACUCUCACCCCCGCAGAGUCCAAAUACCUCACCUCCAAAUCCGCAAAAAGAAGGAAUUUCUGCCUCCCCCACCGCCAAAACCUGUAUGCAGUAUCACAGCCAAAGCGGCAAAGUACAAGGACCCAGCAACGGGGUUGGCGUAUCAAGGCUUGGAAGCCUAUAAAGCUAUCCAAAGGGUCAGUGCUGGGGGAUGUAGAUGGGGAGGGUCUGGGUGGGAUGCCUGGAUGGGAAUCUUGGGGGAGGGUGUUAUGGGGAGGGUUGCCAGGGGUGUACCUGAGUGUUUUGUUACGGGCGUGGUGAAGAGGAAGGAGAAGGAGAAGGAGGUGAAGAGUGAAGAGGGUGGGAAGGAGGGUGCGGGUGUGCCUGUUGCUCCUGUUGCUCCUGUUGCCACAACAGCUGCUCCUGUUGCUCCUAUGGCCUCGGUCGCACCUGCGUCUUCUGUGACCACACCGGCCAAUACCCCCUCAUCAAAGACAUCCUAG
Messenger RNA from Aureobasidium vineae, 2178 nucleotides. NCBI's taxonomy places the organism in Eukaryota, Fungi, Ascomycota, Dothideomycetes, Dothideales, Saccotheciaceae. The record is from the annotation of a GenBank genome assembly.